CGGAAACCGGUCCUCGCUUUCAACUCCUAGCUAUUUUCUCCGCUCCGAUUGUUCUGGUCUUUGAAUGAAAAAAACCAAACACGGACGCGAAUUUGACAGACAGUUGAGCAGAGCUUGGAAUACCGUUGGUACCCCUGGCGCGUUGCUGCACCCAUGGAAAGCAUGGAAAAUCAACGAGCUACUCCAGAUGACAAAAAGUUUGGAGUUGUCAAAUUCGUUGGUGACAAUACCGUCGCCGUUAUUCAUUUAAACUGGGUGGAUGGGGCUGACUGCUUUUGGCCGACUGCAACACACAAGAAUCUUGGUGCUCUCACCUUGGAAGGUGCCCAGCCACAGCCAGAUUGGAAGAAAUCCCGUUUUGCUUCCUUAGGAUGGUAUGACACUUACCAGAAAGCCAGAAGCAAGUUGCCGACGGCCGAGUUGACAUCGGACCUUUGUAGCGACGUGGAGAUGGGUCGUGGGAGAAGGAAAAAAGCCAAGAGGAUUUUGUAUAGUGAAACUGAAUCUGAGGGUGAAGAGACCUACCAGCCACCCAAACCGCCAACUCCACCAUGCUUUAAACCAACAACGAAAAGCGUCCGCUGCAGACGUAAAGUGCCCCAGGUUCGAGAAAAGACUUACAAGCCCUCCGGCAAGCGAGCACAUGGCAGUCGGCGUAAAUCUCAUGAGAAAUUGUCGCCUCAGCACCAUUCACCAACAAGUUAUUUCUCUCAAGAGAAGACACACGGUAAUAAACAUCUACCACUUUUGGAGCUUUUCUGUGGUGGGGUUGUCUUGUAUUAUGUUUAA
Molecule: messenger RNA, 789 nt
Organism: Ixodes scapularis (black-legged tick)
Lineage: Eukaryota; Metazoa; Arthropoda; Arachnida; Ixodida; Ixodidae
Exons: 5
Coding region: 154-789 (211 amino acids)
Source: RefSeq, a predicted model, not a curated record